AUGGCUGCCGCCUCCACGGCCGCAGCAACCGGCGGCCCGGGGAAGCGAAAGAGCUCUUUCCCCGCCGGCGCGCCCGCGCUCUGCCUGGCGCUGGCUUUGGCUCUGGGCCACGGUGAGGGCUGCCGCUCUUCUCGGUCUCCGAAGGGGGCGCGCGGGAAUGGCGAGAGGGCGGGGAGAACACGUGGCCUGGCCCCACCCCCUUUCCUGGGGUCCCUGGCGGGGAGCAAAAGUCGCUUUGGGCGGGAAAAGAGGGGUCGCUUCGACGGGGGGCGGGGCAGAGGAUGGAUUGCGGGAAACCUUAGUACGAGGGGUUGCUUGGAAGGGGAAAUCACUGGAUGAGGAAUUACGCUGGGAAGAAGGCGGCUUUAUGAGCAGGGGCAAAGAGAGGAAGAUUAACAAAUGCUACGGAGGGAUCUCACACUUGGUUGUGUGGUGUUGACGUUACGGCCUUAGUACCCUCUCGGAAGCUUGUGAUCCUAAACAGGGGUGCGGGGUCCAUUGUUUCCAACAGGACCUACUUCAGAGAAACUGCUUUGGAUUUCAGUCUACACCUUUUUGUAAAAAGUAAAAUAUUGGGAACUGGUUACUUCAGCCUUCUGGUUUUCUGUUUUUACUUGUAGUGCUUUCUUUUAAGUUAUUCCUGGAGCACGGCAAGGUGAAUGACCCCAGAAUUACUUUUUUGGAUGCAUUUGGUGGCUUUGCACCCCAGUGCCGCAGCAAUACUGUAUUUGUACUUGUAGAUCAAGUCAAGGACCUAGGAAUUGCAAAGAUGGUACUGAGAACCAUCUUCAGCCUCAUACCUAACUUACCCCUUUUCCUUAAGUGUCUCUUCAGUUGGAGCAGUGAAGCUCUGAGGAGUACAGCUUAGCAGUUCUUAUAAAGUCCCAAAGUUUGAUCCACUGUUGAUUGGGCCGGGACAUCAGAGGAGCCAGUCGCUCUAGAGAGGAAAGUUCCAACACGGGAUUUCCCUGUCUGAUGUCUGAGAUGCCAUUUCAGAGGAGAUAAUAUUUCAGUUUAAGUGUACUAGACAGAAAAGUCCACAUGUACAGUAAGUUGGAAUAUGGUGUGGAGAGGACAAAUCUGUUUAACAUAUAUGCUGCCAUGUUUUUUAUACUCACUAAUCUCCCAGAGCGUCCUAUGUCAAGAGGCUGGAGACCUCAUUACUCUGCACAGCUUUGUCUGGCUCUACAGUCUUAUUUUAUUGCUUUUAAAGGGGCCAGGAUGGCAUCUUGCUCUGCAGCACCCGAGAAGACAGCAGUUGCAGUAUCUUCACCAACAGAAAUCCAUGUGGAGUCAGGGAAAAUUGCAAGGCUUUCAUGCUGGUUCAGAACAUCAAUUAUGAUUAGUGCUGCUACAUCUGUUAGCUGGAGUUAUCAAGCACUGGGAUCAAACAGUCGUCCCAUAACUGUAAGAGCAAAUUUCUGCACAAGCAUUUGUGGUGCAAGUGGGUUACAUGUUUUGAAACUACCACCACCCUUUGUCAAUUGUAUGAAUGUCUUGUAGAAAUUAAUUGUAUGUCGUGGAAUGACAGCACUCAGUAUGGACAAAGGGACAGGGGAGGCGUACCCCUUUUCACUGCUUGAGGCGAAAUGCCACCAGCAGGAAGGGACAGCAGCAAUGGCAAGUUCCGGUGAAAUCUUGCAAGAUCUCGUGAGAUUUCUCUGGAAAUAGGCACCAAGGCUGGUGCCACUUCUCCACCAGUGGUGGAAGUGGUGGGAGAGACAGGCUGCGCAUGGGGCACCACCUUGGUCACACUGGAUGGGUAGGCCAGCCCUGCCAAGGGCUUGUCCACAACCCAGAACCUGCCUGUCUCUCCACCACACCACCUGUAUCCCAGUGUUGUCUCAGACCUUUCAAUGUGGACAUUUUUUAACCCUGGCUGUUCAGGACUUUCCAAGGAUAAUAAAAAAAAAAAGCCACAUUAAAACAGAGGAGGUUCCAAGACAACACUGGGAGCUCCUACAUGAGCACAGAGACAGGCAGGUUGAAAUCCAGAUUUUUCUCUAGUGUGGACAAGACCUAGAUUUUGCCCAUUGGCAUAGCCAGAGGGGGAGCAGGGGAAGUGCUGCUCUCCCCUAAAUCAAGUAAAUAAAUAAAUAAAACUUAACUAAAAGUAGAAAUUGGUAGAAAGAUCUUGACAGAUUUUUCUGAGCCCUUGGGGGCUCAGAAAGUAAUUUAAAACCACUGUUGUUGAGACAUUUCAUUGCAAAUCUGCUACUAAACAGAGCCAGACAAGAGGAUGGUGACAGGUGGGUAUCAUGUCCCCACAGCACAAAUCCUGGCUACGCCCAUGAUUUUGCCUGUCCUCAGAUAUCAUAAAGUGCAGCCUUUCAUAUGUUUUAGAAGACAUCUGAAAGCAGCCCUCUUUAGGGAAGCUUUUAAUGUUUAACAGACUACUGUAUUUUAAUACUUUGUUGGAAGCUGCCCAGAGUGACUGGGGAAACCCAGUCAGAUGGGCGGGGUAUGUAUGUAUGUAUAAAUGAAUAAAUAUCAUUAUCAUCAUCAUUAUUAAUCUCUCUUCUCUUGGGCUCUCUCCUUUAUUUAUCACAAUUCUUUACUGUGUCUCUGUAGCCUCUUAAUGAAUUUGAUCUUGCCCCAUAAAGCAUAAACCAUAAACAACCCCAAUCCCAUGUAAAUUCAAGGGGACAUACUCCCAGGUAAGCAUUCAUAGGAGUGCAAUCUCAGUCUCAUAUUUUCCCCACCCACCCUUCCAGUUGUGUUUCUGCUUUGCCUCCUUUCCCUUUCAAUUAAGCCUCCUGCAGAAUCUUAGGGAUGAUUGCUCAUCAUUUCCCCCCUUACUCUUUUUAAAGGUGUUAUUGGAAGAUUUCUAUUCCACUUGUAGCACCCAAGCUGGCUCUUCUCCUCCCGGGCAUGUGGAAUUACUGGAUAAAUGCAAACCUUUAUGGCUUUGUAUAUGUGUCUGAGAUGAGGGAUGUUUCAGUCAAAACCAAAUCUCUUCUUGAAUCUACUGUCUUAGGCUGUGCAUAGUACCUGAGAGUAAGCUCCUUUGAACCCCAUGGGAUUUGUAAUGGAAAGGGGAGGCUAGGGGAACCUGCUUAUACCCUUUCUUGCACAGCUGCCUUGCCAGGAAGACCUGUUGUGAAUUAAACUAUGCAAUAACACUGCCACCGUACCCACAAUUAAUCCCAACAACCCCCAGGCAGGAUGAAGUCUUGGAGGUCAAAGCAAUUUCAUCCAGUGUUAUGCUGAGAUGAUACACCUUGAACUUUUCAGCCAGAUCCCUCUCAAUAUAUCCAGAAAAAGCAGAAGUAGCAUCCAGCUGCCUUGGUCACCCAUGGGUUUAGUGCAACCUGCUUUCUCUCAUAAAAUGCCACUCUUUCAAAGCCAGACAAAAAUAAAGGCUUGUGUGUCAGGUGGCUACAGCUGAGUGUUCUCUCUGUAACUACUGGAAAUCAUGCGUAGUUCUCCAUGGUGUUGGAAAUAUAUCCACUCAAUGUUAUGAAGGAGGAUGAAAAUUAAAGUUAUAAAUGCAAAGUUACAUGUGUUUAUUUCUGUUAUUACAGUUUUUCUAUUACUCAGAUUGGAAGGCAUAUGAUGGGAAGAAUACACAAUUCAGUGGCCGAAGCAUUUGGGCUGGAAAUCUUUUUAAGAAUGAUGCAUCCAUCAAGAUAGCAAAUAUGCAACCAGCAGACAAUGGCACUUAUUUCUGUGAUGUUAAGAACCCUCCAGAUAUAGUCACUGCAGAAAGGGCAAUUGUAGUUAAAGUUCUGGAGAAAGAGAAUAUGCCUGCAAGCUCCGGAAAUAUUUCAUCCUGCUGGCUACUUGUACUUCAGUUCUGCUGCGUUCUAGCCUCUUUGACAAACUACUUGUUCUGA
Podarcis lilfordi (Lilford's wall lizard) is the source of this 3836-nucleotide messenger RNA. Lineage: Eukaryota; Metazoa; Chordata; Lepidosauria; Squamata; Lacertidae. The record is from the annotation of a GenBank genome assembly.